AUGAAUAUUGGUUUACCAUCAUCCGCCUCCUUCCAAGAUGAAGAGGAAGAAGAUCUCCUUCAAAAGAUGUGGAAGAGGUGUAAGGAGAACCCUGCUGUACCCGUUGGGACAUUACUUACCACCGGUGCAGUAACCUUAGCUGCACUUUCAUUAAGAAGAGGUGACAAAGUAAAAACACAAAUAUAUUUCAGAUAUAGAAUUGGGUUCCAAUUAGCCACUUUAGUUGCGUUAGUUGGUGGUGGGAUGAUGUGGCAGCAAGAAACCCAAAAGGCAAAGCUUGACCGUGAAGAGAAGAUGAGAUUAAAGGCAAAAGAAAGAGAACAAAUGUGGAUCGAGGAAUUGGAAAGAAGAGAUGCAAUUAUUCAAUCGAGAAAACAAAGAUUGGAAGAAUCAAAGAGAGAAUUACGCGAGCUUGCUAAAGAAGGAUUCGACGCAGAAAGAGAAGAUGAAUCCAAGAAGGAUUAG
Messenger RNA from Hemisphaericaspora subhashii, 465 nucleotides. RefSeq lists its product as uncharacterized. Gene Ontology annotation, biological process: mitochondrial respirasome assembly. The transcript is spliced from 2 exons. Gene Ontology annotation, cellular component: mitochondrion. The record is from RefSeq and is a predicted model, not a curated record. NCBI's taxonomy places the organism in Eukaryota, Fungi, Ascomycota, Pichiomycetes, Serinales, Debaryomycetaceae. Bases 1 to 465 code for a protein of 154 amino acids.